AUGAAUGCGUACGCUCAGGAUGAGAGCCUAUGCAUGAGAGAGUUCCCUAAAUCACUCACGGACAACGCUUUUACCUGGUAUGAUAACUUGAAACCCGGAAGUAUCAGCUCGUGGCCCUCCAUGGUACAACUUUUUCUGAAGAAGUUUUACUCCGCACAAAGAAGAGUCACAGCAAUAGACUUGGGAAGGUGCACCCAGCGGGUCGGAGAAGAAAUUGGGACAUAUAUCACUCGCUUUCGAGAUUUGACACUGGAAUGUCACGAGGACAUCCCGGAGGAGCGCUUGGUGGAGAUUUGUAUUCGAGGAAUGGAUGCAAUCUUCCGGAAAAACUUGACGAACUUCAAGUUUCAAACUUUUGUAGAGGUCGAAGAGGUUGCAUCCAGGAUAUCAGACUGGGCGGAUGUUAUGAAAUCGGGGACAAGCAGACACAAUUGGAAAUUACAUUUUGUUAACACUGCAUCCAAUGACCAAGGAGGUGACAGAGGAAAGGGAGGAGCUGCCUAUUUCGGCCCCCACCGAGGAGGACAAUCCGGCAGAAGAGGGAGAAGAGCGGAUGGGGGAAGAUCAAACCCGCCACCACCACUGCCGUGCAGUAGGGAGCACAUAAUAGGACUUCUAGAACAAUUGGUGGCCAACAAAGAAGAAACUUUGCCGCCCGUGGCUACAGAACCUACCGCGGAAGAUAAGAUGCACGAACGAUACUGCCAUUAUCACCGGAGGGUCCAUCAUCCGACUGUGAAGUGUUUUUAUUUGCGCUACAUAGUGCAGAGAAAACGAGCCAUAUGCGAGCUAGAAUUAGGAGAGCAAAGCAUCCAAAAGGACUCGCUCCCUCAGCACCAAGUUAUGACGAUCUCCCAUGAACCCGCAGAAGGAGAAACCUGGAGACCAUGGGAAGACACGGAGGAGGAGGAAGCAUGUGAGGCGUCUGAGACAACCAUAUUUUCAUACACAAAUGGAGUCGCUAGCAAAUUCGCCCAAACCGUUUUGGCCCAGCAAUUCUUCUACUCCCUUGGUUUCAGUGCGGAUCAAGUCCGCGAGGCAUCCAAAGCCAUCACAACAAAUGCAUCUGGAAAGAUGUACAAUCCGAUGCCUAAGGAAGCUAUUACUUUCACUGAUGAAGAUAUAUGCUCUCCAGGGGAACACCUCCGACCCUUGUACCUCAAGACACAUAUUAACAAGCAACCCCUCAAGCGAGCUUUCAUAGAUGGCGGAGCUUCCAUCAAUAUGAUCUCCCUACACAGAUUGGAAUCUUUAGGAGUAUCAAGAACAUCGAUCAAAAUGCGCGCAACAACCGUAAGAGGAUUUGGAGGACAGACUCAGAUGACAAUGGGAAUAGUACAUCUGAUGAUGAAGAUCGGGCCUAUCAGAGCACUCACCCCUUUUUACGUGCUUGAGGAUGAUACCACUUUUCAUGUCUUACUAGGGCGGGGAUGGCUUCUGAACCACAAUGUAGUAGCGUAUACAUAUCACCAAUGUGUCAAGACUAAUAUUGGAGGAAAACAAUUCCGGAUCCCAGCCAUAAGUAAUCCGUUUGGUCCUGAGGAGGCUUACAUGGCAGACGCAGUUUUCUACACGCAACCAGUCACGGACCAAGGGGAUCAGUUAGAGCAUUUCACCACCCUCCCUAAGUGGGAAGAGUUCCAUCCUGAGGAACAAAUGAAAAGAAAGGCUAAAUCGGUCUUUAGUCCAUCUCGGAUGGGACCUGCCUUGGGGACUAAGAGGGUUGUAGUCGAAACAAAACAUAGUCAAUUUAAACGCUUCUCACGUCCAUAG
This is a messenger RNA of Papaver somniferum (opium poppy), 1773 nucleotides long. RefSeq lists its product as uncharacterized. NCBI's taxonomy places the organism in Eukaryota, Viridiplantae, Streptophyta, Magnoliopsida, Ranunculales, Papaveraceae. The record is from RefSeq and is a predicted model, not a curated record. Gene Ontology annotation, molecular function: aspartic-type endopeptidase activity. Gene Ontology annotation, biological process: proteolysis. Bases 1 to 1773 code for a protein of 590 amino acids. The transcript has a single exon.